AUGACAAAUCAAGAUUCUGGUUUAAGUUUUCUUGACCAUUCCGAUCCUCUAUUUCUUCAUCCCGCUGACCAUCCUGGUUUAUUGUUGGUCUCCAAACCAUUUGAUAGUUCGAAUUUUGGUUCAUGGAAGAAAUCUAUGUCAAUCGCCUUAUCAGCAAAGAACAAAUUGAUCUUUAUCAGUUCCAAUACUCAGCCUAGUGCCACUAAUCUAAAGUUUCCCCAAUGGAAGAGAUGCAAUGAUAUGGUUACCUCCUGGAUUUUGAAUGUCUUAUCUCAAGACAUAGCUGAAAGUGUUCUUUAUUCGGAUUCCGCCUACGACAUCUGGAAAGAACUUGAAGAUCGCUAUGGUCAAGCGAAUGGUGCCAAACGGUUUCAAUUAGAGAAAGACAUACGGUUAUCAGGCCAAGGUACGAAUGAUAUUGCUGGAUAUUUUACCAAAUUGAAGAAAAAUUGGGAUGAGUUAAACACUCUAUCUUCUUUACCUAUUUGUUCUUGUGGUGCUGCACAAGCUUUGCAAAAAUUUAAUGAAGACCAACGUCUUAUUCAAUUUCUUAUGGGUCUCAACAGUGAUUACAAUCACAUUAGAGGUAAUAUCCUCAUGAUGAAACCCUUGCCUUCUAUUAGUCAAGCUUAUGCAUUAUUAUCUCAAGAAGAAAAACAAAGAGAGGUUCAUGCUUCAUCACAAUUCAUCAAUGAAUCAGCUUCAAUGUAUGCAUCAAAUCAAACUCAAAUUCAUCUGCAAAAUUUCCAGCAUAAUCACAGUCAGAAGCAAAAAUUGGAUGGCAAAAGACUCAUAUGCACUCACUGUAAGAAAUCAGGGCACCUUGCAAACAAAUGCUACAGAAUUAUAGGAUUUCCUAAGGAUUUUAAGUUUACUAAAAAUAAGAGAUUUUCUGGCAAUGCUAUGACCCAGCAAUUCAAUGAAGCUCCACAACCUGAAGAAGUUUCUCAGCAUAAUGGCCAUCUAAAUACUUCUCCAGCUUUACAAACUUGGAAUUCUAACAAUAAUGCUCCACAUAUAUCUCAACUUCAGUUCAAUCAAUUAAUGACUAUGAUGAGUAAUCUACAACCCAAUAAUAAACCUAAUCUUCCAUCUGGUGAUCAUAAUACUCCUUAUUCUGCAGAACAUACAGGUCAAGCGUUUACAGCAACUAAUUUCUCUGGUAUAACAGCCUUUUCUCCUCAUUUUUUUUCUGGAAAUUGCAUAUCUUAUAAUGGUUGGUCAGCUGUUUAUUUUACUUGGAUAAUUGAUACUGGUGCUAGUGAUCAUAUGUGUCAUAAUGCCAAUCUAUUCACAGAGACACACAUCCUUCCUCAAGCAUAUCACAUUACUUUACCAAAUGGUCAUGUAGUUCAUGUGCAUAAAGUAGGCUCUGUUCGCAUUCACCCUGAUAUCAUUCUGCAUAAUGUUCUUCAUGUUCCUCAAUUUAAAUAUAAUUUGCUUUCAAUAGGCAAGUUAUGCAGUCAGACUUCUUCUUUUGCUCUUUUCACUAAUUCUAAGUGUUAUUUUCAGGGCCCCUUAAUGAAGAGGCCUCUUGAACUUGGUGAAAUGCACUCAGGGCUUUAUCUUCUACAACAUUUUCCUCCUCUUCACAUUUCGACAGAUUACAAUUCCACUGUAUCUCAUCCAAAUCAUACUUCCAAAGAUUCUACUCAAUUAGAUAAACUUUGUAAUCUAGCUGAUUUUUUUCCUACAAAUAAAUGUAAUCUCAACUCUUCCAUUCUGAAUAAUAGAUCUCAAACUGUUGAUACUACUAUUUCUACUCUUUCAUUAAAUACAGCCUUAUGUAAUUCUGUUAAACAUAAUGAAAAUGGUCAAAUUUGGCAUCAACGAUUGGGUCACUUACCCUUAUACAAACUUCAACAGCUUUCUUUCUUUCCUAAUAACUCCAUUGAUACAAUUAAAUGUUGUAACAUUUGUCCACAGGCUAGACAACAUAGGUUACCCUUCCCUCUCAGUCAAACACAAUCUACACAUCUUUUUUAA
This is a messenger RNA of Amaranthus tricolor (Joseph's coat), 1986 nucleotides long. RefSeq lists its product as uncharacterized. The transcript has a single exon. Lineage: Eukaryota; Viridiplantae; Streptophyta; Magnoliopsida; Caryophyllales; Amaranthaceae. The record is from RefSeq and is a predicted model, not a curated record. The coding region runs from base 1 to 1986 and encodes 661 amino acids. Gene Ontology annotation, molecular function: nucleic acid binding; zinc ion binding.